AUGGAUAGCUUCACCAACACUCGUAGGGGACAAUCCAAUGCCGCCCAUGCUACUUCCAGCACCCACAACAGAUAUAUCGAGGUCCGCCAAUCGGAACCCAAGCACGGCAACGAGCACUGCCCGGAACUUUCUACCCCUACCAAAACAUUAUCGUCCUCUGGCUCCUGCUUCGGCAAGCGCAUGACGCUUUCACGACUUUUGCUGUGCGGUACAGUCAUAUACUUUAUCGACUUUGGCAUGUUCCUCUACAGCGGCCUUACCGGUUCGACCGCCAUCACAACAACCACCAAGUUCGUCGCCGUACUCGUCGCUGUCGCCAUGGUGAUAGCGAUUCCCAUGUACGAGACCUCCGAGGAAGAACACGACGAGGAGCGCGCCUUUACCGGAUACCCGGAUUUGUUCUCCGACCUUACCGGCAGGCCAGUCGAGAGGCCGGCGAUUCAGAUCGAGGAAUGCAAAGACGACACAGGCAGGCCUCACUUCAUCUCAGUCGGCAGCGACAGGCGCAAGGAGAUGCCUCCCGUCAUCACCAUCAAGCCUGCAGACGUUUCAGGAGACGACCAUGACUCGACCGCUUCGGCCUCCGACUACGGCUCUCCAGCCUUUGGUGACUCGUCCGCGUCGGACUGCUCGUCACCCACCAUCUCUCCCUGGUCAGACUACUUUCCGGAAUUACGCGAUGGAGAUUUCACACAAGAGAGGCUUCUCUCAGCCGGCCGUCGCUCAUGA
This is a messenger RNA of Pyricularia grisea, 729 nucleotides long. RefSeq lists its product as uncharacterized. Lineage: Eukaryota; Fungi; Ascomycota; Sordariomycetes; Magnaporthales; Pyriculariaceae. The transcript has a single exon. The coding region runs from base 1 to 729 and encodes 242 amino acids. The record is from RefSeq and is a predicted model, not a curated record.